AUGCCGACAUGCUGUAACCACGCCGAAGGGUGGGGCCCGGUUUCUCCACAGCGUACAUUUGACCUCACGCCGUGCUUCGAAGAAGGUAUCAUUCUGUCCACCCUCCUUCUUGUGUUCUUUGUCUCGGCCGUAGUCGAAUGUUGGUCUCUGCGUAAGUCCGAAGUGCGCACGAGAUGUCGGAAAAGCAUUUGGGUGCUCAGGGCCAAAUUGGCGUUUCUCGUGCUCGCGUGGGUUUCUAGCACCGCGAACUUGCUUCUCAUUCUAGCGACACACAGAUCGGUAGCUACAAUAUAUGCCUAUGCCUUGGAGGUUGCGGUAUUGCUGAUCGCACCGUAUCUUACUUCGCUGAAUCACUACCGCGCACGUACUUCCUCGACUUUAUUACUUCUCUUCUGGCCGAGCUAUGUGUUCGGACUUCUGGUAUGGGGUCGUACAAUCUACAACACAGCAUUCCAUCCCCUGCUGCUAGUCGUUGCUCUGAGAUGUGCCGUGGUAGUGUUUGGGCUUACCGCGUUUAGUCUGGAGUGCCUGGGUACCGAGUUUACUGCAGAAGAUAGUCCUGCGAACGACGAUAAAGGUCAAGUUGAGAGUCCUUUGCUCAGGGCGAACGUAUUCAGUGUGUGGACAUUCUCGUGGAUGUCAAACCUGAUGCAGAAAGGCGCGUCCGCUUAUAUCACCGAGGACGACCUGCCUUCUCUCGUGUCAAAGGACGAGUCAAAAACACUUGGGGAGGAUCUGCAGAGAGCUAUUCAGAAGCACAAAUCUCUCUGGCGUUCUCUCUUUGUCGCAUACGGUGCACCAUACGGCUUUGCGGCCAUCCUUAAAUUUACCCAGGACUGCCUUGCUUUCCUCCAGCCUCAAUUACUCCGAUGGCUUCUUUCGUUCAUCUCCGAAUACCAGCUUGCCCAGGACAAGCCAAGCCCUGUGGAAGGGUUCGCUAUUGCCGUGAUUAUGUUUGUGGCUUCCAUUGCACAGACGAUUAUCCUUCACCAGUAUUUCCAACGUUGUUUCGAGACUGGUAUGCGUGUGCGAGCCGGGCUAGUCACAGCGAUCUAUCAAAAGGCACUCGUUCUGUCCAAUGAUGGCCGAGGGCGUGCAUCGGGCGACAUCGUGAACUUGAUGUCGGUUGACGCUACACGUCUGCAGGACUUCUGCACAUACGGGCUUAUCGCUAUCUCCGGACCUUUCCAGAUCACGCUGGCGUUUGUGUCUUUAUACAAUAUCCUUGGCUGGGCGGCAUUUGUCGGUGUUGCAAUCAUGAUUGUCUCGAUCCCUCUGAACACUGCAAUUGCACGCUAUCUCAAGAAGAUGCAACAGGAGCAGAUGAGAAACAGGGACAAGAGGACCCGACUCAUGAGCGAACUGUUAGCCAAUAUCCGGAGUAUCAAGUUAUACGCUUGGGAGAACGCAUUCAUUCGCUGGAUACUGGUGGUGCGUAAUGACCAGGAGGUGAAGAUGCUUCGCAAGAUCGGUAUUGUGACGUCCUUGAACAGCUCUCUGUGGAGUGGUAUUCCUCUUCUGGUCGCCUUCAGUUCAUUUGCUGUUGCCGCGGCGACUGCCGACACGCCGCUUACCUCCGACAAGAUUUUUCCCUCCAUCUCACUGUUUAUGCUUCUGCAAUUUCCGCUGAACAUGUUCAGUCAAGUGACAUCUAACGUCAUUGAAGCCUGGGUGUCCGUCCAACGGCUGUCCAGCUUCCUCGAUUCAGAUGAACUCCAGUCUGACGCUCGCGAGAUUGUCCAGGUGCCCCGUCUUGAGCUUGGGGAUGAGGUACUGUCGAUCAAGGGGGGUGAAUUUACCUGGUCGGAGGAGGCAGCGGUACCCACACUGGAAGACAUCAACCUGACAGUGCGCAAGGGAGAGUUAGUGGGUGUGCUAGGACGUGUCGGUGCUGGAAAGACAAGUCUUCUGUCUGCUAUCAUUGGCGAGAUGACACGGACGGAAGGCGAGGUGCGUCUCAUGGGUUCUAUUUCCUAUGCUCCCCAGGAUCCUUGGAUCAUGAGUGCAACGAUCAGGGACAAUAUCCUUUUCUCGCACGAAUACGACGAGACUUUCUACAACUUGGUUCUUGAUGCUUGUGCUCUACGAUCUGACUUGACGCUCUUGGCCGACGGAGAUCUAACUGAAGUUGGAGAGAAGGGUAUUACUUUAAGUGGGGGCCAGCGGGCAAGAGUUGCACUUGCUCGGGCAGUAUACGCCAGGGCGGAUCUUGUCAUUUUGGACGAUGUAUUGGCUGCAGUGGACUCUCACGUCGCUCGUCAUGUGUUCGAUCAGGUCGUCGGUCCUCAAGGUAUCCUUGCGACGAAAGCAAGGAUCGUUGUGACCAACAGCAUCCAUUUCCUCAAGCAGUUUGAUCAGAUUGUCUAUGUUCGCCGUGGCGUAAUCCUUGAGAAGGGAUCAUACGAGGACUUGACAAACAACAGCCAGACUGAGUUGUACAAGCUCAUCAAGGGACAUGGUACUCUGGUCUCUUCAGAGAUCUCUACCCCCUUCAUCCUAGGAGAUGGAGCAACACCCUCGUCUGAGAGUGACACUGUCGUAAACUCGUUGGAAGAACUCACGGAGGAAAAGCUGCAGAACAUCGACAAAAAACUUGUUCGUCGCCAGAGCUAUGGCAAGGCUACUGUCGUAGAAAGUCUACCUACGCGCAUGUCGACAGAAGGGUUGACCAAGGAGCAUAGCGAGCAGGGCCGCGUGAAACGUGACGUGUACUUACAGUACAUUGAAGCCGCCUCUAAGGCGGGUUUCAUUUUCUUCGUGCUGUCAACAAUCCUCCAGCAAAUAACGUCCGUGGCGGGUAACAACACGCUUCGUGCAUGGGGAGAGCACAACCUGCACAUGGGUGACAAUAAAGGAAUGUGGUGGUACCUGCUUGGCUACGGUCUAUUCUCCCUUUCGUCCAUUCUGUUUGGGACUGCUGCGGCUAUCCUAAUAUGGGUGUUUUGCGCGGUGCGCAGCGCAAGACGCCUACACGAUUCCAUGCUGUACGCAGUGAUGCGUGCACCGUUGAGCUUCUUCGAGUUGACGCCUACUGGCCGUAUUCUCAAUCUGUUCUCCCGCGACACCUACGUCGUCGAUCAAAUAAUCGCCAGAGUCGUCCAAAAUGUUGUCAGAACGUCUUGUGUAACAUUGAUGAUCGUGUUUGUAAUUGGAUACAGUUUCCCGCUAUUUUUGGUCGCCGUGCCACCACUUGCAUGGUCCUACCUGCGUGUCAUGAUUUACUACCUCUCCACGUCACGGGAGUUGAAGCGUCUCGAUGCGGUCUCGCGUUCUCCUAUCUUCGCGUGGUUCUCUGAGUCACUGAGCGGACUAUCUACUAUACGCGCCUUCGAUCAACAGCGAUUAUUCAUUGCGAACAUUGAGCGUCGUGUCGAUCGUAAUCAAAUAUGCUAUCUGCCUAGUAUUUCGGUGAACAGGUGGCUCGCGGUGCGACUGGAAUUCGUCGGAGCCACGAUCAUCUUCAUUGCAGCUUCGCUUUCGCUCGUGGCACUCGUCACAAGUGGGGUGGAUGCUGGCCUUGUUGGCUUCGUGCUCUCGUACGCCCUUAACACUACCGGUUCAUUAAACUGGCUUGUGCGCUCUGCCAGUGAGGUUGAGCAGAAUAUUGUCAGCGUCGAACGUAUAUUACACUAUAUUCAACUAGAACCAGAGGCGCCGGCCGAGAUUGCAGGUGCUGUGCCUGAGGAGUGGCCUUCAAGCGGAGCGAUUGAGUUCCGUGAUUAUUGCACACGAUACCGCCCAGAACUGGACCUCGUGUUGAAGAAUAUCUCAGUGAAGAUCAAUCACCGAGAGAAGAUUGGCAUUUGCGGUAGAACCGGAUCUGGGAAAUCAUCGCUGCUGCUCUCGUUGUUCCGUAUUAUUGAGCCGUCGUCGGGCGCCAUCUACGUUGACGGGGUUGAUAUCGCCAAAGUGGGCUUGCAUGACUUGCGUUCUUCGAUAUCAAUCGUACCACAGAGUCCGGACCUCUUUGAGGGCACCAUCCGCGACAACAUCGAUCCCACAGGCGCCCACCAGGAUGUGGAAAUUUGGACGGCGUUAGAGCAGACCCAUUUGAAGGCGUUUGUGGAGGCAUUGCCGGAGGGCCUGGAUGCUCCCGUCAGAGAGGGAGGUUCGUCAAUGUCUGCUGGACAGAGGCAACUAAUAUGCUUCGCACGAGCAUUACUGCGGAAGUCGAAAAUAUUGGUGCUCGAUGAGGCCACUUCUGCUGUGGACCUCGACACCGACAGGUCAAUUCAAGAAAUCAUACGCGGUCCUCAGUUCGCCGAUGUCACGAUGCUCACGAUUGCGCACCGAGUGAAUACGAUCCUGGAGUCAGACCGUGUCCUCGUUCUCGAGGCUGGACAGAUCAAAGAAUUCGAUUCGCCUCAAAACCUGCUCGCUAACAAGCAGUCAUCGUUCUACUCAUUGGCCGCCGAGGCGGGUUUGGUAUGA
Sparassis crispa is the source of this 4431-nucleotide messenger RNA. Its product is annotated as Metal resistance protein. The transcript has 34 exons. Gene Ontology annotation, biological process: transmembrane transport. Lineage: Eukaryota; Fungi; Basidiomycota; Agaricomycetes; Polyporales; Sparassidaceae. The record is from RefSeq and is a predicted model, not a curated record. Gene Ontology annotation, molecular function: ATP binding; ATP hydrolysis activity; ABC-type transporter activity. Gene Ontology annotation, cellular component: membrane. The coding region runs from base 1 to 4431 and encodes 1476 amino acids.